Monascus purpureus is the source of this 862-nucleotide messenger RNA. The record is from the annotation of a GenBank genome assembly. NCBI's taxonomy places the organism in Eukaryota, Fungi, Ascomycota, Eurotiomycetes, Eurotiales, Aspergillaceae.
AUUAAAUGGUUUUAAUUAAUCAGCGGCGUUCGUUUCUUCUUUCUUCCCUUUCUAAGUCCGUUCAUUUGGUAGGUUCUAUAGGGUUGUUUUUUUAGGCUUUGAACUGAUAGUUCAACCGCCAUGGCCAACCGUGACCCAGAGAACCCUAACAUGAUAGAGGCUGGCCACCUCUUCUGCGUGCGCUGCUUCCGCCGUCUUGUGCGCUUCGCGUACGAUCAACUCGAGGCUGAUCGGGAGGCAACCCCCGAUUUUAUCAGUCGUUUCCCCUGUCGGUACUUGCUCGGCCCCCGUCGCCGGAGCUGUUGGUGGUGCGCUCUUGUUGGGCACACGUGUGAACUAUUCCCAACGCUGGAGCUUCGGCUCCAUGCCUCGCGGCUAGACCGGGCUUUCCUUCGCGGUUCGAACCGCCGCAUCCUGUCCGCCUUGGCAGAGCUGGAGGAGGCUUUUGCUGAGUUUGAGGCGACCCAGCGAUCUCUUCGCCGCCAGGCCCAGCAUCCCUCUGUGACGUCGACCUGAACGGUCUCUUCCUUCCAUGGUUGGGCGGGCGGCUGGGCGGUUGGGGAAUAAUUUGAGGCUUUUCCUUUGUUUCUAUUUUCGCUUCCUGUGAUGGAAAAGGAAGGAGAGUAAAGACAGUGAGGGCCAGCGCCCCCUUCAUAUAAUUGGUAUUUAGGCAGCAGCUGGUAUCCUCCUGGACAACUGUAACAGAGAUGUCCCCUUCCGGAAGUAAUGAAUGACUCCUCCUUUAUGUGCCAUCUGGAACCCUCCUGAGGACAUGUAUCGUUGUGCCCAAAUUCCUCCAUGUGUAAUGCAUACUGAACAUGGAGAAGAGAUGAAGAAAGAGAGGAAAGAUGCUGGGGGUGAG